AUGUGUCGCAUGCUUACUACCGAUCAUGAUGAUGAUGAUGAUGAUGAUUAUGAUGAUGAUGAUGAUGAUGAUUAUGAUGAUGAUGAUAAUGAUGAGAAUGAUAUUGAUGAUGAGGAUGAGGAAGACGACAAUGAUGGUGAUGAUGAUGAUGAUGAGGAUAAUGAUAAGGAUGGUAAUGAAAGAAUACAAAGUUCUAGGGCGUGGCUAUCAAUUGUGUGA
This is a messenger RNA of Loa loa (African eye worm), 219 nucleotides long. RefSeq lists its product as hypothetical. Lineage: Eukaryota; Metazoa; Nematoda; Chromadorea; Rhabditida; Onchocercidae. The transcript has a single exon. The record is from RefSeq and is a predicted model, not a curated record. The coding region runs from base 1 to 219 and encodes 72 amino acids.